Messenger RNA from Pseudogymnoascus verrucosus, 486 nucleotides. RefSeq lists its product as uncharacterized. The record is from RefSeq and is a predicted model, not a curated record. Bases 118 to 432 code for a protein of 104 amino acids. NCBI's taxonomy places the organism in Eukaryota, Fungi, Ascomycota, Leotiomycetes, Thelebolales, Thelebolaceae. The transcript is spliced from 3 exons. Gene Ontology annotation, cellular component: membrane.
CACCGGCUUGGCACGUGGGAUAAAUCAACUCCACGACGAACAAUUAAGCUAAAAAUCUGAAGCCAGUUCUUUUUCGAUUGUUCAGAAACAUAGUAUCUAAAUAUAUACGCAGCAAAAAUGGUCAACGAAGUCCCCGCUUAUGUGCUCGCGGCUCUCACAGCUGGAGGCGGCAUCACCGGAUACAUUCGCACAGGAUCGUUGCCAUCCGUUAUCGCUGGCACUGCUGUCGGUGCUCUGUACGCCCUGGGCGGCUACCGCAUUGCCACAAACCAGCAAUAUGGGCUCGAGCUGGCUCUCCUUGCCUCUUUAGUGCUUGCUGGCUCAUCCAUUCCUCGCGCUAUCAAGACCCAGAAGGGACUUCCAAUUGGGUUGAGUCUCCUUGCUCUGUACGGGCUGUUUACGUAUGGCACUGCGUAUAAGAAUAGGUUGUAGCCAGAGAAGCACCUAGGUUGAAACAUGUGUAGUCAAUUGAAGGAGUUGUUAUUC